CUCCGAUUCCGUGCAAUGAGAGCGUAGACCGACCGAAAUGGUGUCCCUGUUGGACUCGCUCAAGCACCCCGGGACCAAGAAGGUGCUCCUGAACUCGCUCAAGUAUGUGACUUUUGCGCUGCUGCUCAAUUGGCUCCUCGACGCGGCCGCCACCGCCCUCGGCGAGGAGACCUCUUGGGGUGAGCCCUGACCGCUGCAGCAACGAUGUCCGACCGCACGCCGCGCCAAGCGCGCGUCGACCUGAGCGCGGACCCAACGAUGUCCGACCGCACGCCGUGCCGAGCGCGCGUCGACCUGAGCGCGGACCCGCUCGUCUACUUCAUCGACGACUUCGCCGACGAGGACAGCUGCGAACACCUCAUCCGCCAGGCGCGGCCGUCCCUGGGCGGCGCCGAGGUCCAGACGCGCCGCGGGAGCGCCGCGCGGACAGCGAUACGCCGCGCGUCGAGCUGCUGGCUCGCGGCGCGCGGCGACGAGGCGCUCGAGCACCUCGAGGACGCGAUCUGUGCCGAGCUCGGCGCGCCCGAGGAGCGGACCGAGUUCUUCCACGUCGUGAGGUACCGGCCGUCGACGGGCGAGCGCUACGCGGCGCACGCCGACGCCUUCGAGGCGGGCAACGCGGAGCUCGAGCGCGGCGGCCAGCGGCUGACGACCGCGCUGCUCUACCUCAGCGACGUCGGCGCCGGCGGCGCGACCGUCUUCCCCGCGCUCGGCCUGUCCGUCGCGCCGCGCCGCGGCCGGCUCCUCGUCUUCGCCAACGUCGCGGACGACACGACCGUCGACGCUAGGACGGUCCACGCGGGCGAGCCCAUCGCGGGCGACACCGAGAAGUGGAUCGCGAACAAGUGGGUCCGCGAGCGGCCCGUCCGCGCGAGGCGCGGGUCCAUGACGGCGUGCCUCUACCCCGAGCCGCCGCGGAAGCG
Messenger RNA from Aureococcus anophagefferens, 923 nucleotides. RefSeq lists its product as hypothetical. The transcript has a single exon. The record is from RefSeq and is a predicted model, not a curated record. Gene Ontology annotation, biological process: peptidyl-proline hydroxylation to 4-hydroxy-L-proline. The annotation marks the transcript as partial. Gene Ontology annotation, molecular function: L-ascorbic acid binding; procollagen-proline 4-dioxygenase activity; iron ion binding. Gene Ontology annotation, cellular component: endoplasmic reticulum. NCBI's taxonomy places the organism in Eukaryota, Pelagophyceae, Pelagomonadales, Pelagomonadaceae.